AUGGGGCUCCUCGGUGGCAUCGUAACAGCCCUCUAUGCUUCCAACGCGAUAGCCACAAAGGACUCUUUAGAUGAUUUCGACGUCUUGAAAUAUGUCGAUCCGUUGAUUGGCACCGCAAAUGGAGGUAUGGCUAAAGCCGUGGCGGAUACAACAGGUGAGAAUCAAGCCGGCUUCGCUUACGAUACGAAGGUUGUAACCGGGUUCUCACACAUGCAUGACUCUGGGACUGGCGGCUCUCCAUCAAUGGGAAAUUUUCCCAUUUUCGCGCAAGGAAAUUGCCCGCAUGAUGAUAUUAAACAGUGCAAAUGGCAACAAUCAGACAGAGCAGCUGCCUGGGAACAAAAGUCACCUGAAGCUCGCCCGGGGUAUUUCAGCAUCUCAUUGGCGAAUGGUGUUCAUGCGGAGAUGACGACCACAAAUCGAUCUGCUUUGUAUCGGUUUACGUUCAGUGAAACCUCCGGGGAGUCACUCAGUCCAGUGGUCCUUCUGGAUUUGAUGGAUUUACCGCAAUCUCGAAUAAGUGGAAGUGCCGAUGUGGAUCAGUCGACUGGGCGUAUUACGGCAAGUGGCACUUUCAGCCCGAGCUUUGGUAUUGGCAGUUACAAGUCAUGGCUCAGCAUAUGGGACUCUUUUCGCAGCAUUCAUCCACUGCUGACCCUGGUUGAUCCUUUCUCACAAUCUCUCAUGAUGCGCAGCUUGAUCGACACUUAUAGACACGAGGGGUAUUUACCUGACUGUCGCAUGUCGCUGUGCAAAGGAUUCACGCAAGGCGGGUCCAACGCAGAUGUGGUCAUGGCAGAUGCGUACCUGAAGAAGGUUCCGGGUAUUGACUGGGAUACUGCAUAUGAAGCCGUUGUCAAAGAUGCAGAAGAAGAGCCCCAAAACUGGGAUGUAGAAGGCCGUGGUGGCUUGCGGAGCUGGAAAAAUCUCGGCUAUAUUCCAUUUGAUGAUUAUGAUCCCGAUGGUGAAGGUACACACACUCGGAGUAUAUCAAGGACAGUGGAAUAUGCCUAUAAUGACUUUUGUAUUGCCGAGAUGGCACAGGGUAUGGGCCACCAGUCUGACUUUGAGAAAUACAGGAAACGGUCUGAAAACUGGGCUCACAUGUUCAAGCCCGACCAGAAGUCAAGCAUCAAGGGGGUCGACACCAACUUCACCGGAUUUCUACAACCUCGAUACACGAACGGCACAUGGGGCUAUCAGGAUCCGAUUUUUUGUAGUCCUCUUUUGAACUUUACCUCAUGUUACCUCAAUCCUGAUGGCCAUGAGACCUAUGAAGGUAGUGCAUGGAUGUAUACCUUCUAUGCCCCCCACGACAUGGGCGCUCUUAUCAAGACACUUGGCGGUGCAAACUCCUUCACCUCUCGGCUAAGCUAUCUUCAUGACUCUGGUUUGCUCUACGUGGGAGAUGAACAGGCCUUCUUACCCGUUUAUCAAUUCCACUACUCGGGACGGCCAGGUCUCUCGGCAAAGCAGAGCCACUUUUACAUUCCAUCCCAAUUCAACACGACAGUCAAUGGUAUCGCCGGCAACGACGAUAGCGGAGCCAUGGGCUCAUUUGUUGUUUUGAGCAUGAUGGGUCUGUGGCCAGUGCCCGGCCAGGACGUUUACCUGAUCACUCCGCCCUAUUUCAACGAAGUCAGCAUACGAAACGCCCUCACCGGAAAAGUUGCCACUAUCCGCAACAUCAAUUUUGAUCCUAGUUAUAAGUCCAUCUAUAUCCAGAGUGCCAAGUGGAACGACAAACCGUGGACAAAUAAUUGGAUCACCCAUGACUUCUUCGCUGAUGGUGGUAUUCUUGAACUUGUGCUGGGUCCCAAGGAGAGUGUAUGGGGAACUCAUGUUCAGGAUCUCCCGCCGAGUCUGAGCGAUUAUCACUGA
Messenger RNA from Penicillium digitatum Pd1, 1881 nucleotides. NCBI's taxonomy places the organism in Eukaryota, Fungi, Ascomycota, Eurotiomycetes, Eurotiales, Aspergillaceae. The record is from RefSeq and is a predicted model, not a curated record.